AUGAAAUAUUUCGUUGCUAUCGUUUUUGCCGCUUUGGCCAUCGCUUUUGUUUCUGCCGAAGGUGGUACUCCUACAAAGUUUACCACAAAAUUUGACGAUGUUAACUUGGAUGAAAUUUUGAAAAGCGACAGAUUGUUGCAAAACUAUUUCGAUUGUUUGAUGGACACCAAACCAUGCACUCCAGGUGGAACCGAAUUGAAAAACGCUCUCCCAGUUGCUUUGAGAGAAGAAUGUGCCGGAUGCAGUGAAAAACAAAAAGCCGGAGCUGAAACUGUUAUCCGUUUUCUUGCCACCAACAAACCAGACCUCUGGAAAGCAUUGCAAGACAAAUACGACCCAGACCGCGUCUACAGAAAGAAGCAUGCUGAAUUUGCCGCUCAAAAAGGAAUCACCGUUUAA
Pediculus humanus corporis (human body louse) is the source of this 399-nucleotide messenger RNA. Its product is annotated as ejaculatory bulb-specific protein 3 precursor, putative. The record is from RefSeq and is a predicted model, not a curated record. NCBI's taxonomy places the organism in Eukaryota, Metazoa, Arthropoda, Insecta, Psocodea, Pediculidae. Bases 1 to 399 code for a protein of 132 amino acids. The transcript has 2 exons.